GCCACCCAGCCAAUGAGAGGCCGUCUCUUUCCCCGGCCGCUCAGCCCGUGAUGCUGAAGAAUGUAAAUGUUGAGCCUUCCUCUUCUGUCAUCUCCUCAUUUUACAGACUCACGAUCAUGUCCACGUCAACACGAAACCACACAACGGAUCAACGUGAGCGGCACGUCACCAUGUGAUUGACAGGUGCGGUUUUCUGUUUUUGUUUCUCUCGCUGCUUGAAAACAGAUCGAGCUCACAAAGGUUCGAUCCCCCAGCGAAGGUCUAUGUAGACAACUUGGACAUUGCAGUGCUGGAGAGUGGAAUAUUAGCAUGAAGGGCCCCAGCUCCAGAUGGGCCUUCUCCCUGGGCUUCCUGGUGGGAGCCUGCAGCAUCUACUUCUUCCUUCACCAGGUGUGGUUUGAGAGGAGCUACCCUGUGCUGUCGGAGGCUCAGGAGCGGGCCACAACUGUCGGGGAGACACCAACGAGUUGGAGGAAAGAGGGAGCCGCUCUCUUCAGCCUGCUCCACCCUCAACAUGCAGAUGAAGACAGCAGGGUGGCAGAUGUGUUGUACCAGAAGAUCCGUAUUCUCUGUUGGGUGAUGACAGGGCCGUAUAACCUGCAGAGUAGGGCCUACCAUGUCAGGGCCACCUGGAGUCGCCACUGCAACAUGGUGGUGUUCAUGAGCUCCGUGAAGGACACCGACUUCCCCACUGUGGGACUGGGCACUAAAGAGGGCCGUGACCAGCUCUACUGGAAGACAAUCCGAGCCUUCCAUUAUUUGUACGAGCACCAUGCAGAUGAAGCUGACUGGUUCUUAAAGGCGGACGAUGACACCUAUGUAGUGGUGGACAACCUGCGCUGGAUUCUGUCCAACCACACCCCCGAACAGCCUAUUUAUUUUGGUAAACGCUUCAAGCCUUACACCAAGCAGGGCUACAUGAGCGGAGGAGCAGGUUAUGUGCUCAGUAAAGAGGCCCUCAGGAGAUUUGUGGAAGGCUUUCGGACCAAAGUUUGCACACACACCACCCCUGUAGAAGACCUAGCACUUGGGCAGUGUUUGGAGAAGAUGGGCGUCCUGGCUGGUGACUCCAGAGAUACUUUGCACAGAGAAACUUUUCAUCCAUUUGUGCCAGAGCACCAUCUAACUAGCAAGUUCUCCAAGAGCUUCUGGUACUGGAGCUAUUGUUACUAUCCAAUCGUUGAGGGUCCACAGUGCUGCUCUGACCUGGCAGUAUCGUUCCAUUAUGUGGAAGCAGAGCUGAUGUACACACUGGAGUAUUACACCUACCACCUGAGAGCGUACGGCUACAGGCCACGCUAUCAGCCGUCGCUUCGCCGGGGUCUUAGCCUCGGUACCCUCGCACAGCCCGCUGUGACGUCAGGAUUUAAAGGAGCUCAAGAGGUGACUGCUGGAAGGUCUCACACGACUGCAGCCUUUUCUGUCAGUGGCAACCAAACCAAAGUGAAGAUGGAGCCAGAAGAAGGCAGGAGAGACCAUCAGAACUCACAACUCACUGAGAACAGGACGACAGUCUCACACGACAGAAAACACUGAUCCUGUGUUUAACUCUAAUGUGUCUGAUUGAAUGUAGAGACACUUGUUUCUACUUGUACUCAGUGAUCUGGCUUCCACGUCUGUGCCAGAGAGUGUAUGACCACAGCCAGUAUGACACUGUAAGCCCUUGGCACAGUCUUAUUCAGUGGCAGCUGCAAAUGGCUGAGCUAUUUUCAAAGAAGAUAAACACUUUGUUUAGAUUAAUUAAACCUGACAUGUUUGAAUUAUUGACACGACACAGUCAUAGAUGUGUGCUUGGGGCGAUGCAGGAUAUUUUCAUCUGUUUCAUGUGGGGGCCAAUAAGGCAGUGAUGGAUGUCAGAAAUAUUUUUUUAAUAUCAUUAAUUAUUUAUUUAUUUCUGUAAAUGGAGAACAGCAGCGAAGUAUUUAGCCUCUUACGGACACUUUGCUUUUCUGAUGUUAAAUUUGACAUUCUGGUGUUACUGUUACUGCUUAGAUGUUUAAAGGGAUAGUUCACCCAGAAAUGAAAAUUCACUCAUUAUCUACUCACCACUAUGCCGAUGGAGGGGUGGGUGUUUGAGUCCACAAAACACAUUAGGAGUCUCAGGGGUAAAUAGUGUUUCAGCAGAAUCCAAUACAAUUGAAGAAAUUAGUGACCAAAGCUUCAGACAUAAUAAAACAACAGAAAACCUGCCUCCAUACAGCUUGUGUGGUGUCAUCCAAGUGUGCACAAGCCCUGACAUUCAUCAUAGGUCUAAAGCCUUGGUCACUAAUUUCUUCAACCUCUCCAUCAGCAUAGUGUUGUGUAGUAAUCGGGUGAAUUUUCAUUUCUGGGUGAACUAUCCCUUUAAA
Molecule: messenger RNA, 2348 nt
Organism: Paralichthys olivaceus (Japanese flounder)
Lineage: Eukaryota; Metazoa; Chordata; Actinopteri; Pleuronectiformes; Paralichthyidae
Gene: c1galt1la
Product: core 1 synthase, glycoprotein-N-acetylgalactosamine 3-beta-galactosyltransferase 1, like a
Cellular component (GO): membrane
Molecular function (GO): N-acetylgalactosaminide beta-1,3-galactosyltransferase activity
Source: RefSeq, a predicted model, not a curated record